Pipistrellus kuhlii (Kuhl's pipistrelle) is the source of this 4699-nucleotide messenger RNA. It is a transcript of the gene ZNF654, whose product is annotated as zinc finger protein 654. Gene Ontology annotation, biological process: regulation of transcription by RNA polymerase II. Gene Ontology annotation, molecular function: DNA-binding transcription factor activity, RNA polymerase II-specific; DNA binding. Lineage: Eukaryota; Metazoa; Chordata; Mammalia; Chiroptera; Vespertilionidae. Gene Ontology annotation, cellular component: nucleus. Bases 185 to 3622 code for a protein of 1145 amino acids. The transcript has 8 exons. The record is from RefSeq and is a predicted model, not a curated record.
CUUUCUCCAUUGAGGACUGGGGGCGUGGGUGGGCGGAGCCGGAAGUAGAGCCAGACGCGAGGCCUCCGUCCACCAGGGGCGGGGAGAAGGGGAGGGAACUAGAAGAGGAGGAGGUUAGCCGAGGCUGCUACGGCGGCGGCGGCGGCGGCGCAGGGGCUGGUACGCGCUGGGCGGCGAGAGCCUCAUGGCGGAGGAAGAGAGCGAUCAAGAGGCCGAACGCCUCGGAGAAGAGCUCGUGGCCAUUGUGGAGUCCCCGCCGGGCCCUGCGGGGCUGAGAGUUGCGGGCGACGGCAACGACGGCACCGGCGACAGCAGCUGCGGCGGCGGCGUCGUCGGGAUCAGCAGCCGGGAUUACUGCCGCCGCUUCUGUCAGGUGGUUGAAGAUUAUGCUGGAAGAUGGCAAGUCCCUUUGCCCCAACUUCAAGUUCUUCAGACUGCACUUUCCUGUUUUACAUCCGCUAGUGCAUCAUUCCCAGAUGAAUGUGAGCACGUACAAUAUGUUUUGAGUAGCCUUGCCUUGAGUUUCUUUGAGUUGCUGCUUUUCUUUGGAAGAGAUGAGUUUUAUGAAGAGCCUUUAAAGGAUAUUCUUGGAUCAUUCCAGGAAUGCCAGAAUCACCUCCGCAGAUAUGGAAAUGUGAAUCUGGAACUGGUGACUCGAAUCAUUAGAGAUGGUGGCCCAUGGGAAGAUCCAGUGUUGCAAGCUGUCCUUAAAGCCCAGCCAGCAUCUCAAGAGAUAGUGAACAAAUACUUAAGUUCGGAAAAUCCACUAUUCUUUGAACUACGUGCCAGAUACCUAAUUGCUUGUGAACGCAUUCCAGAAGCAAUGGCUCUUAUUAAAUCUUGUAUAAAUCAUCCAGAAAUCAGCAAAGAUUUAUAUUUCCAUCAAGCACUCUUCACAUGCCUAUUUAUGUCACCUGUAGAAGAACAGCUAUUUCGGGAGCAUUUAUUGAAAACUGAUUGUAAGAGUGGAAUUGAUAUCAUCUGUAACACUGAAAAAGAAGGAAAGACUAUGUUAGCCUUGCAACUCUGCGAAUCUUUUCUUAUUUCACAGCUCCAGAAUGGGGAUAUGUAUUGUAUCUGGGAAUUGAUUUUCAUAUGGAGUAAACUUCAGCUUAAGUCUAAUCCUUCAAAACAAGUUUUUGUAGAUCAAUGCUACCAGCUUUUAAGAACAGCAACUAAUGUGAAAGUCAUAUUUCCUUUCAUGAAAAUCAUUAAAGAUGAGGUUGAAGAAGAAGGCUUACAAAUUUGUGUUGAAAUAUGUGGUUGUGCUCUACAACUAGACCUUCAUGAUGAUCCCAAAACUAAGUGUCUAAUUUAUAAAACAAUAGCACAUUUCUUGCCAAAUGAUUUGGAAAUCCUCAGGAUUUGUGCACUCUCAAUAUUUUUUCUUGAGCGCUCCUUGGAAGCUUAUCGUACUGUUGAAGAGCUUUACAAAUGUCCAGAUGAAGAAUAUAAUGAAGGCACCAGUAGUGUUCAAAAUCGUGUUCGUUUUGAAUUACUUCCUAUUUUGAAAAAGGGAUUGUUUUUUGAUCCUGAAUUCUGGAACUUUGUAAUGAUUAAGAAAAACUGUGUAGCAUUACUGAGUGAUAAAUCAGCAAUCAAAUUCAUAAAUGAAAAUACACUGGAAAAUUCUAUAGAUAAUCUAAAAAAGACAGUGGAACAGAAAGGUUUAGAUGAAGGUGUUGAUUCUUUUACAGAUCAGAGCACUGGAGAGCUUGAUCCUGAUGAUAUAUCUGGAGUACAACCUAAAGGCCAUGUUAACACAAAAAACCUUACUGCUUUUAACGCUUCUAAAGUAGACCACAGCGUCCCAAGGCAUCGGUGUAUGUUAUGUAAUAAGGAAUUUCUAGGCGGUCACAUUGUAAGGCAUGCCCAGGCUCAUCAGAAAAAGGGCAGUUUUUCCUGUGUAAUAUGUGGUAGGAAAUUUAGAAACAGAGGACUUAUGCAGAAGCAUUUAAAAAAUCAUGUUAAAAAAAUACAAAGACAUCAAAUUGCUGUAGCUCAACAGGGGGAUCAGGAAAGUCCUGCUUUGGAAGAAAUAAACUUUUCCAAUUCUUCAAUUUCAUUUGAAAAUGGGGAUUUUUAUAAUAAAGAUUUGGAAAUACCAACUAUUAAUACUUCCAAUGAUGGAAAUGAAGAAGUCAUCCCUCAGCACGUGGCUGAAUUCACUGAAAUUCCCCUAAGUGUAUCAGAAGAUGUCAUUGAAAAUAUUGAAAAUGGCAGUCCUGACACUUAUAUAAAUAAUGUAUUGGAACCUUUACCUGUAUGUGAGGAUGACUACGAGGAAGAAGAGGAAGAAGAGGGUGAUUAUGAAGAAGAUGAUUAUGACCUGAAUCAAGAAACUCCAGCACUUCAUAAAAUUAAUGGAACUUUAUUCCAUCCAAAAGACAUAUAUGAUAUAGAUCAAAAAGGAAACUUUAAGUGCCCUGCUCUUGGUUGUGUCAGGAUAUUUAAGAGAAUUGGAUUUCUCAAUAAACAUGCAAUGACUGCACAUCCAACUGACUUAAAUGUGCGGCAAACAGUAAUGAAGUGGAGCAAAGGAAAAUGCAAAUUUUGUCAAAGGCAGUUUGAAGAUUCUCAGCAUUUUAUAGAUCACCUUAAUAGACACAGCUAUCCAAAUGUGUAUUUUUGUUUGCAUUUUAAUUGCAAUGAGUCAUUUAAGCUGCCAUUCCAGCUUGCUCAGCACACAAAAAGUCACAGGAUAUUUCAGGCCCAGUGUAGUUUUCCAGAAUGCCAUGAGCUUUUUGAAGAUCUUCCUCUGCUAUAUGAACAUGAAGCUCAGCACUAUUUAAGUAAAACCCCAGAAUCAUCUGCACAACCAAGAGAAGCAACUGCUUGGGAUGUUCGUACAGACCCAAAUAAUAGUUAUCAGGAAAAAGACUCAUCUAGUAAUGAGAAACAAGCUAUUAGCCUGCCAGUUUUUACUAGCAAAUCAAGGAAAGAUUCUACAGAACCAAAGACAUGUAUAGAAAGUAUGGAAAAGAAAACAGACAGUUUAAUUCAGAAUGGAAAUGAACAUUCUGAUAACACUGUUUCUAAUAUCAGCUUGAUAGACCAAAAGAUGCCUGACCUAGAGCCAAAUUCUGAAAAUAAUUGUAGUUUUGAUUUAGUCAAUGGACACAGUGGAAUAGAACAGACACCUUUAGUUUCAGCCGGUUCUACUUUGAAAAUUGAUACAAAUAGAAGUAGAACAGAAAAUGGUUCCAUUUUACCCAAUGUUGUACCACAAGAACACAGUACCCUGUCCGUAUCUCAGGCACCAUCCAAACCAAAUCUGACGAGUGAACAAACUUCAUAUGGCUUAAUUUUAUCAAAGCCAUAUGUCAGACCAUUGCCUCCCAGUUACCUUGAUGAACGGUACCUUAGUAUGCCAAAACGCAGAAAAUUUCUGACUGAUAGAAUAGAUGCCUGUUCUGAUCAAGAUAACAUUUGUAAAAAAUCAGUGAAAAGAUUAAGAUGUGGCAAAUGCCUGACCACCUACUGUAAUGCAGAAGCACUUGAGGCUCACCGUGCACAAAAGAAAUGUCAGGCACUUUUUGGAUUUGAUUCAGAUGAUGAAAGUAAGUCUUCUAUCUUCUCAGUAGAUAGAUCUGUAGAAACAGAAAAUGCCAUAGGUCUUUAAAGUUAAAUUAACAUUGUAUAGCAUCCUACAUAAUAAAAGCUAAUAAUAUGCAAAUCUACUGAAUGGUGGAAUUUGGGGUGUGGGGCCAGCAAACAGGUGGCCCCUGGCCAGCCAAGGCUUGUGCUAAUGGGCAGAGGGAGGGAAAGGCGAUGGGGAGUAGAGGGCAACCAGUAGCGGUGGAGGAGUGAUGUGGGGGGCUGGCACCAUCCCAAUGGCACGUCUGGCCUCCUCUCACGGAGGGAGCGUGGCAGCUAUGACAGGGUGAUGGGGGUGGCGCUGUCCCCUAAUCGGCCUGGCAGCAGCAGCAUAAUGGCAGGGUGAUGGGGGCAGUGCCGUCCUGAUCACCCAUCCGGUCACCUCCUGCAGAGGGAGGCCUGGUGGCAGUGGCAGGGGGUACGGGGGUGGUGCUGUCCCGACUGGUUGUCCCAAUCACCUCCUACAGAGGACAUCCCCUGAGGACACCCGGACUGUGAGAGGGUGCAGGCUGGGCUAAGGACUCCCCUCCCCCUCAGUGCAUGAAUUUUCAUGCACUGGGCCUCUAGCAGAUAAUAAAGCACUAACUAGACAUUAUUCCCUUUAGUCCAUACAACCAUUAUAAGGUGUUAUCACUAUUCCUGUUUUAUAGAUCAAACUCAAAUUCACAAAGUUAAGUAAUUUGUAUAGGCGCAGGCUUAUGAACUUGUGGGAGCCAGAACUUGUACACAGGUUUUCCAUACUCUUUGAUCAUUUUCUCUGUAUCUGAGCAUUUCUUCAUUCUAGGUUUCAUUUACUUAAGGUCCUAGAAACAAAGUAAUAUGAUGGAAAUGUUUUGCACCUGCAUGCUAGAAUAUAAACCAAGUGAAACUGAGCUUCUUUAAAAAAACAAUUUUAAAGAAAAUAAAUGAAAAACAAAAAUGAGUAGAACUUGCCUUUUUACUGCUAUCAAUAUUCUUUGAAUGUGUAAGGGUGUAAACAAACAGGAAUCUGACUUAGAUUUCCAGUUGAACAUUUAUAAAACUUGAAUUAAUAGAUACGUUUUGUUUUACAGGUGCCUGAUAAAAAUGUUUCAGGAAGAUGUCGAUCAAGCAGUAGUGUGAA